AAAAUAUGGUUCUUACUUUUCAAAAACCUAUUCCCUUGGGAAAAUUUUCUUUCAACGUCUCAUUUCACAAAUUUCACGUGACUAAACCCAAUCGGGCUGGAUGUAACAAGAUUUACGAAAUCAGAAGAUCAAAAAGUUUCUUUUUUGAGUUAGCUGAUCUUUCAGCAAACACCAAUGAUAUUCAUCUUAAAAUACACACAAAUGAUUAUCACAUGAAAUCAACCCCUAUUAGCUACUCUUCCACCUGUAGCUUUCCUAAUCUGAAGUUUCAGAUUAGUAAGAUGUUACAACAUUUUUUUUCUCAUCAAAAAGUUAUCCCACGCUCCAUCCAAAAGAAAUAUUUUAAUCUUAUUCGUUCUAAAUUACUCGAUAGAUGUUUUCUUGUCAAAUCACGUGCUGAUAAAGUCACACAAAGAAAUUCACAGACAAAAACUUUCUUUAACUUUUCAUAUAAACGUUACCGUUUUCACUUUGGUAUUUUCACACCGUGUAAUUUUCUCACCACUUACAACUUUGGUACUGAUCACACACAGAUGUGCCGUGUCCCUUCACCCUAUAUUAUGUCUCAUAAUAGACGCGCUUGCAUAUCUCACCAAAAAAAUUUAAACAUAUUUCAUUAUACAAAGAAACC
This is a messenger RNA of Rhizophagus irregularis DAOM 181602=DAOM 197198, 631 nucleotides long. NCBI's taxonomy places the organism in Eukaryota, Fungi, Glomeromycota, Glomeromycetes, Glomerales, Glomeraceae. The record is from RefSeq and is a predicted model, not a curated record.